Molecule: messenger RNA, 1581 nt
Organism: Kluyveromyces marxianus DMKU3-1042
Lineage: Eukaryota; Fungi; Ascomycota; Saccharomycetes; Saccharomycetales; Saccharomycetaceae
Gene: ZRT3
Product: Zn(2+) transporter ZRT3
Exons: 1
Coding region: 1-1581 (526 amino acids)
Biological process (GO): zinc ion transmembrane transport
Cellular component (GO): membrane
Molecular function (GO): zinc ion transmembrane transporter activity
Source: RefSeq, a predicted model, not a curated record
AUGGACCUUUUUGAUUCGGGCACAGUGCCUAAAUGGCUACUAUACUCUAUGAGUUCAUCAUUUCUAUGUAUAUUUGGUGCAUUUAUGGUUCCGAUAGUGUAUUCAUUGUUCAGGUCUAGCGAGGAAGUGAAUACCAAACUAUUAAAUUAUGGUCUUUCUUUGAGUGCAGGGUCAAUGCUAUGUACUAGUUUGCUAAAGAUGCUAGGGUCUACGGAUAGAGAUAAUGAUACUAUUGUAUUUCUAGGGUUUUUAACUGGGUGCUUCAUCAGUUUUUUCUUGAACCAUAUAGUGCAUUCUUACACGAGCCAAAGUUUGAUCCAUUGUGCACAUUCGGACAAUGAUGAUGGCGAGCUGGUAAUGAACUCGUAUGAUAGCGCACAGUUUUAUGAUACCACUAGCCAUUCUCAUAGAGCUAGCCACAGCCACAGUAUUAAAUUACCGCAUUCCUAUGAUCAUGCGCAUUUACACGGCCAUACUCCAGCUCGCGGCCGCUAUAACAGUUUGGAAGGACCAAAUGCGGACCCACAACAACAGCAACAGCAGCAGCAGCAGCAUCAAAGUCAUUUUCAUCCACAACCGCAACAUCAUCAUGCAUCAUUUUCCCAUACAAACGCACUUCACACUCAUGAUAAUUUGGAGAACAUCAAUGAAACUUUGCCAUUACUUGCUAAUAACAGCACGAAUAGCCCAAAUUCGCCUAUAGAUCAAGACCAAGAGCAAGAAUCGCAAUCUUUCCUAACCGCAUUAAGGCCUAAGAAAUGUGACUCGACUAACACCGAAUAUGACGAACUUAGCUGCAUUCCAAUUGUGAAAUCUGUUAGCAGAAGCUCGUUACCGAUUUCCAAGUGUGGCGGGGAGAUAAAACAACCAGCGCUCUGUAUCGAACCGAAUAUUGGAUACGAUUUGGAAAACCUAAAUAUUUACAGAGAGCAAUUUAAAAUGAGAGGUGAUACAUCAAUGGAUGCUGCCUCUGGUAGACUGACAUUAAUGCAUGAUGACGACCACAAACAUGUUAUGGAAACCCCAUUUUCGAAGUUAAUCUCUAUCGGAAUUCAAACAUGUCUCGUAAUAUGUUUGCACAAGUUCCCUGAAGGGUUUAUCAUUUUUUAUACCAACAAUCCAAAUGAUGUAGAUGAAACUAGACCUGACCUAGGGUUUAGCAUUUUCUUGAGUUUGGCUGUGCACAAUUUCAUUGAAGGAUUUGCAAUGACAUUACCUCUAUUUACUGCAUUCGAGACAAAAUGGCAUGCAUUGCUAAUCACUAUAGUUCUUGGAGGAGGUUCCCAGCCUCUAGGAGCUUUGCUAGGGCUAGAAUGGUAUAGACAUAGCAACCACAAUAAUAACCCAGAGUCGACAACAGCAAAAAUGGAUUUCUUGCUUAGUGUGACUUCAGGAUUUUUAUUUGUCAUAUCACUCCAGAUGUUCCAAACGGCAGUUGCCUUUAGUGAUACCCACCAUCAUCACGAAGGAGAGGACGACUCUACAAUUAGAGCUCAUCACAGCUCGGGUACGACCUGCCUAAAGUAUUGCUGUUUAGGCGUUCUGUUAAUAUUGGCAAGUUCAGCAUUAAAAUCUCUUUGA